Molecule: messenger RNA, 1846 nt
Organism: Hippocampus comes (tiger tail seahorse)
Lineage: Eukaryota; Metazoa; Chordata; Actinopteri; Syngnathiformes; Syngnathidae
Gene: reps2
Product: RALBP1 associated Eps domain containing 2
Exons: 18
Coding region: 1-1734 (577 amino acids)
Biological process (GO): endocytosis; endosomal transport
Cellular component (GO): cytoplasm; plasma membrane
Molecular function (GO): calcium ion binding; protein binding
Source: RefSeq, a predicted model, not a curated record
AUGCCGGUGUGGGUUUUCCGGGGGUCCGUUACCAUCCUAUUGUGUCUCUUGGUGUGCUCCAGCAGGAAGUUUGGCACGGAGCUUCUGCGGCUUCCUUCCUUGAUUGACAGCAGGCCCUUUGGACCUCAGGUGACAGAAGUGUGCGGUGCAAAGAGCCUGGGCUACUUUGGCACCGCUCAGUUCUACGUGGCCCUCAAGCUGCUCGCCGCCGCCCAGGCCGGCCUGCCCGUCCGCCUGCAGAGCACAUCGGCCAAUCUACCUCUGCCCAGAUUUGUGGGGAUCACGACGGAGCCAGAGAUGAGAUACGUCGCCAACACGCCCGGCGGCACGAAGGCCCAGUGCGACAGGAGCCGAUAUUUGGAGCAGAAGGAGCCGCCACCGCCGCUGCCUGGCAGCUCGCCGCCUUGCUCCCCGCUGGCGUACCACACCCACCAGUACACCACGCCAAAGGAAAGACAGAUGGCCGAAUCGCACAUGGAGAAGGGGGACCAGCGGGAGUGUGACGAUGACGACAUCUGGAGGAUCACAGAGGAACAGCGGGAGUAUUACACCAAUCAGUUUAAAAGUCUGCAGCCUGACCUGGGGGCUCUAAUUCUGGGUGCUGUUGCAAAGAACUUCUUCACAAAGUCCAAACUUCCCAUACCGGAACUGUCACACAUUUGGGAGCUGAGCGAUGUGGACCGGGACGGCGCUUUAACCUUCCCAGAGUUCUGCGCCGCCUUCCACUUGAUUGUGGCCCGCAAGAACGGCUAUCUUCUUCCCGAAAGCCUUCCCCUCGGCCUGCAUCCCAAACUCGGACCACCAGAUGAGGACGGCCCCCCUCAACGUGCGCAGCUUCUGAUCGUCUUUGACGAUGGCGGAACAGGAGUUCGUAAGAAGGAUCAGAACAUCAAGUUCCCAACAAGUGUGGCUGGGGCCAAACAAGAUUCCAAAGAAGAAGCCUUCAAAAAACAAGAAUGCACUUUCAGGGGCGUCGAGACAUUAAAAGAAGGAGCCACUCUGCAAUUUGCCACCUUUACCCACAGGCCAGAGCCGUCCUCUCAGGACCUCGACCCGCAAAGCAACACGAAAACCCGACCAAGGUCCUACUCCAGCACUUCCAUUGACGCCGCCAUGAGGAAGGCAGAGGAGCCUCCCGCGCCACCGCCUCGACCCCAGAAGAAAAGCCACUCCAGAGCCUCCUCGUUGGACCUCAACAAGCUUUUCCAGCAGGGGGCGCCAGGGGCGAAGAGUGGAUGGUUGCUCCCUCCUCCAGCGCUGCCUCCCAGACCGUCCGCCUCGCAGGUUCCUCCGACCCAAGUACAGCAGCCCAACUUUGCAGACUUCAGUCGCUUCAGAAAAGAGGAGGAGAGCAGUGUGAAACCGGAAGAACGCUGCCUAUGCUCUCGAUAUAACCAAAGUACUGAAGACUUGUCCAAUGCUUCCCAACAGGAGCUAAAUCACAAUCAAGCUCCGCAGAAGCCGGUCCGAAGGAAGUUCCGACCUGACAGCCAGAAUGUGGAGUGCUUGCCGCCACCGACGGGUUCUUUUCUAAAAUCCACUCAAAAAACGCCAUCCAGGCAGAAGAAGGAGAUCCAGAUGGCAAUCCGCAAAAACAAGGAAACCAACGCCGUGUUGACACGACUCAACAGCGAACUCCAGCAGCAGCUCAAGGUGGUUCACCACCAGAGGGUCACCUUGGAGACCCAGCUGGACCAACUUCGUCCCGUGGCCUCCACGUCAGCCGGCAGCUAGUUGGGAAAUCGAAAGACGUGUGCCCGGCGAAUCCGUACAAGUGUUGAAAAUCAUUUAAAAAUAUGUUUGGACGAGAAGUGGUACGGUUCGAUUUCGGUCCUGAGAGCCCGAU